UAUAAAGGGAUUAUUGUUGAUAUCUCAGUAGGCGCACUUGCCAGAGCUGUUGUGCCACUUUGCCUGUCGAGGAGCGCAUACCCGCGAGCUAACAAGACUGUAUUGGCAAAGAUUUGAUUGGAGGCUUUCAUGGGCAUCACGUGUCUCGGAACACCAGAGGUACUAAAGCCCCUGGGCCGUUAGUACACGUGGGUGACGUUAGGGCCGGCCCUCUCCGGGGUCCCUUUUGUUGAACUAUCAAACAUAAGCCAGCUCCCGAAGGCUUUAGAACAGUGUUAAGACCACUGUGUACUGCGCAAGUCCUUGGAGCAACGCCAUCAGUGUGGUAUUACUGACACCAUCAGCAUCCCACGCAGACAGAAGCGAUCAUGUCUAGGUCUUUCUACGUAGACUCUUUGAUUAUCAAGGAUCCCGCUCGCCCGGCUCUCAGCGAGCACACGGGACAGGACUUUCUCAUCCCCAUUGGCAUGCAUUCUCCCGGAGUGAUGAGCGUCACUGCGCCCCUUUGCCCGUCCCGGAAGUCCGGCACCUUCUGUGUCUGUCCGCUGUGCGUAACCUCGCAUAUCCACUCUCCCCGCGGUGGGAUCCCACUGCUGAAGGGACAGGGCUUCUCCGCCGGUGACGCGGCUUUCUGUCAGAGGGUAGCACACCAACACAGCCCCGCGUUAGCACACCCGGGACACGGACACCCGCCCACGAGCUACAGCGUCACUGACCCUCGGAGGUAUCACUGUCUAUCUCUAGGUGCGUCUGACAACAGCCACAUUCAGAACGGCAAACGGAUGCGCACCGCCUUCACCAGCACUCAGCUGCUUGAGUUGGAGCGCGAAUUCUCAUCUAACAUGUACCUCUCCCGUUUACGCAGGAUCGAAAUAGCAUCAUAUUUAAACCUGUCAGAGAAACAGGUGAAAAUAUGGUUCCAAAACCGCCGCGUUAAACACAAGAAAGAAGGCAAAGGUAAGCAACGGAGCGCGCACGCAGGAUGCAAAUGCUCGGGCAGCCACUCACACUAUCCGCGCUCGGAAGACGAAGAAUCUCUGUCACCUGUGUCAGCAACAGAGGAGAAGGGGACUUCACCUAUCUAGGGGCGUCGCGAACAACAUAGACUUAAGUUUGGUACCAUUCAUGGCACAUUUAAACGCACGGAUCCGAUGAAACGACUGAGUUUAUGGGACAUUGUCUUCCAUAUUUCCAUAACCCGAAGGGUAUGGAAGUUUAGCUACUACCAAUUCCUCCGUCUUUCCUCUUAAAGUAGACUAUUGUUUCACCCUGACACUAAAGUCAAUUAUUUGUCUUAUCUGUACGACAAACUGUGAAAUAAAAGUUCAGUGAAGUAAAAUACGUUUUUACAGUUUAAACGUAUUUGAAACGUCCACGGAUAAUCCAUACUAUCUUCCCUGUUCUUUGAAUAAUAAAUGUUGGAUAUAUAGAGAAGAUAAAACACUCCCUGUGUGAUAUUGAAAAUACGCAGACUGUUAAUCCAACCUGUCCUAGACUACUGAGAUACUGGGAUUUUUUUUUACACCUG
Molecule: messenger RNA, 1528 nt
Organism: Carassius carassius (crucian carp)
Lineage: Eukaryota; Metazoa; Chordata; Actinopteri; Cypriniformes; Cyprinidae
Gene: gsx2
Product: GS homeobox 2
Exons: 2
Coding region: 369-1085 (238 amino acids)
Biological process (GO): regulation of DNA-templated transcription
Cellular component (GO): nucleus
Molecular function (GO): DNA-binding transcription factor activity, RNA polymerase II-specific; sequence-specific double-stranded DNA binding
Source: RefSeq, a predicted model, not a curated record